Ahaetulla prasina is the source of this 3829-nucleotide messenger RNA. Its product is annotated as amine oxidase [flavin-containing] A-like. The transcript is spliced from 15 exons. The record is from RefSeq and is a predicted model, not a curated record. NCBI's taxonomy places the organism in Eukaryota, Metazoa, Chordata, Lepidosauria, Squamata, Colubridae. Gene Ontology annotation, molecular function: oxidoreductase activity. Bases 453 to 2048 code for a protein of 531 amino acids.
GCGAUCCUCAAUGCCUUGAUCCAUUUCAUCAAGCUAUUCGGUGGAGAUGAUCUCGGAAGAUUCAAGACGGAACAAUGAAUUCCCACGCAUUCUGUUCUCCCAGGCGACCUGCCCAUUGCCAUCACCUGCCCAACGCGAGCAGGAAGCAGGGCCGCCUCUCGCCACGAUGAAUCUGGACAUCAUCACUUUCUUCUCCUCCCGGCUCUCGGCUGUACGCAACCCGCCCUUUCCGAUCUGCGCAUUUCUCCUCCCGUUCCACCCCUUGCCUCACCCGGUUUAUCUCCGCAGCCAGCUUCCUAAUCUCUAAAGGAGGUGAUUGGCGGGGCAAGGCGGGGCGUCUCAGCAGGAGACCCAGCUGGGAAAUGUGCUUCUGCAGCGCCCAGCUGGCCAGUGAGAAAGUAGCACCUUCGCCGUCGGACGCCCAAAACUGACGGUAAAGUUAGCCCAGAGGCAUGGACGACACGGCAGUCGCCCCCGCCGAGAGCGCAGCUAUGAGCUACGACGUGAUCGUGGUUGGGGGAGGCAUCUCAGGCAUGUCAGCAGCUAAAUUAUUGUUUGAAUCUGGACUUAGUGUGGUGGUUUUAGAGGCUCGUGACAGAGUUGGGGGGAGGACUUUCACCAUUAGAAACCAGCAAGUGAAGUAUGUCGAUGUUGGUGGAUCCUAUGUGGGACCUACACAGAAUCGGAUUCUGCGACUGGCUAAAGAACUUGACAUAGAAACUUACAAAGUCAAUGUACGUGAGGCUACCCUCCUACAUACAAGGGGAAAUUCCUAUUCAAUGUAUGAUAUCUUUCCUUCAACGUGGAACCCUUUCAUAUAUCUUGAUUACAUCAAUUUCUGGAGAACAAUGGAUAAACUGGGAAAAGAGAUUCCUGCUGAAGCACCAUGGGAUGCACCACAUGCUACAGAGUUGGACAAAAUUUCAAUGAAACAGUUCAUUGACAAACAUUGUUGGACAAAAGCUGCCAGGGACUUCGCUGCAAGCUUUGUCAACAUCAAUGUCACUUCAGAGACACACGAAGUCUCUGCUCUCUGGUUCCUGUGGUAUGUGAAGCUUUGUGGGGGAACCACCAGGAUUUUUACUAUAACCAACGGAGGGCAGGAGAGAAAAUUUAUCGGAGGUUCUGGACAAAUUACAGAAAAGAUAAUGGAACUACUCAGAGAUAAAGUUAAACUCAAGAGUCCUGUAAUCCAUAUUGACCAGUCAGGUGAUGACAUCAUUGUGAAGACACUGAACCACGAGAUAUAUAAGGGCAAGUAUGUCGUUAGUGCUAUUCCACCGAUAUUGACUGGAAAGAUUCAUUUCACUCCGGAACUGCCAACAAUAAGAAACCAAUUAAUCCAGCGCCUCCCGAUGGGUUCUGUCAUUAAAUGCAUAAUGUACUACAAAGAAGCCUUCUGGAGGAAGUUGGGUUUCUGUGGUUGCACACUUAUUCUGGAUGAUGAUUCUCCCAUUUCAGUAACGUUAGAUGAUACUAAACCAGAUGGAUCCAUACCUGCUCUUAUGGGGUUUAUUCUUGCAAGAAAAGCCUUUAGACUAGCAAACAUUAGCAAAGAACAGAGAAAGAAAAAAAUCUGUGAAUUGUACGCUAAAGUGCUAGGAUCAGAAGAAGCUUUACAUCCAGUGCAUUAUGAAGAAAAAAAUUGGUGUACAGAACAAUAUUCUGGAGGCUGUUAUACAGCAUAUUUUCCACCAGGCAUUAUGUCCCAAUAUGGAAGAAUAAUACGUGAGCCAGCUGGUAGAAUCUACUUUGCUGGCACUGAGACAGCAACCCAGUGGAGUGGCUAUAUGGAAGGAGCUGUGCAGGCUGGAGAAAGAGCUGCUAGAGAGAUAUUGUACAGCAUGGGAAAAAUUUCAAAGAAUGAAAUUUGGGUAACAGAACCAGAAUCAAAGGAGGUUCCAGCACUUCCAAUUACCAUUACAUUUUGGGAGAGAAAUUUGCCAUCUAUUCCUGGACUGCUGUUCUUUCUUGGAUGGUCUACUUUCAUCACCUCAUUGGCUACAACUGGAUUCUUUGCUUACAAAAAGGGGAUUCUUUCCCGAUAAUGUAUCUGAACCAGAAAUUUCCAUUUAUUUCCUUCAUGCUAUGAAUGUUGUUUCUGAAAAAGCCAUCUUUCAUGCCCUUUGGAACACCUGGGUUAACACAUCCCAGCCAAUUUAAUUCAUCUUCCUUUAAAACACAAAGGGAAGCAGGAAAGGUUCUCUUUUCUUUCCUCAGUCACUUCCAGCUUAAAAGUUGGUGACCUCUCAUCAUAUCUUUCUGUGUAAUAUAUACUGUAAUGAGAACAAAGCAAGUUUGUCAUAAUCUUUGAAAAUUUUUCACUUGUCUUCAUGUUUCCAAAAUCUAAGGACGAACAAAAUCACUGUUGAAGGCUUACUCCAACUCUCCCUUCCCCCAGUCGAUGCCCUCUGGUUGUGUUGAACUGCACUCUGUGCUGUUGGAGUUUAAAGGAGAAAUGCAGCCAGCACAUCCUUCAGCACUAGAGGUGGGGAACGGGUAGGUACUCUGUGGCUUGUUAAACUGCCUUCAUAUCCUGUCAAGGCCCUGGUAAAUUCCAUAUGCUUCUGUUUAAAAAAGUAAAUGCUGCAAAAAUGACUUUGCUUGCUUUAUGCUAGGGUUACAUUCCCUCAAAAUCUUGUAUAAAACCUUGUAUACAUAAUGUAAAAAAGGGAGUUGUGGGCUGUGGUGUUAAAUUCUGCAAUCCAAAUACAUAGACAAAUGAAGGGUUUAUGAAGGGUUAACAUUUUGUUGUUCAUCAUGUAUACAUUUUGGAAUGUGGGUAGCGCUCUUAUCUUGGAUGGCAAACCUCAGUUAAGCAGCGUUCUCAGCAUAUACAAGAAUACAGGAUGAAACAAAGUUGUAACCCUGAAACAUUGUUGCAUAUACUUUCUAGCAUAAACACAUAUUCACACGAAAAACCAAUGAUGUAAUUACUAACCAAUUACUGUGCCUUGGAGAUUCAUUAACCAAUAAUGAAGUAACACGUAUGUUAGGUGAGAAAUGAGAAACUGAGAAACUAUAUAAACUUUGUGGUAAUGUUCAAUAAAGUGCUGUUGAUUGUGGACAUUGUUUGCUGUUUAAGUCUGAUCAAUCAUCUUCAGCCUUUGGGCCAUUUGCAACAGGCAAAUAUUCUCAUACAUUUCUAUAACUUUAUUUUUUGGCAGAAAACAACUCACAUAUGUUUUCUUCCUUGUCUUUGUUCUAUGUACAAUGAAAGCAUUCUCUCUAUCUUGUCUGUAGUUGGAUUUCUAAUGCAUGUGGUUAUUAUGGCAGCUGAAGAUACUGAAUGCAUCAUGACUCUAUGACUGUUAUCAGGAUUCUUCGUUAUGUUGCACCUGAUACAGUAACCUCUGUUAAAAGCUUGUCCUAAUGCCAAGGACCUAUCAUGGCAUGAUAUAAUAUGUCCAAUUUUGUUUCCAGAAUGAUUUUCCCUUUUAUUUUGUGUAAGUAGUUGUUGACCCCCAUUUCAUCCAUGGCAAUAAUAGUACUGCACACCAGAACAACUAGACACAAGAACAGUUUUUUCCCGAAGACUCUGCUAAACAAAUAAUUCCAUCAACACUGUCAAACUAUUUACUGAAUCUGCACUACUAUUAAUCGUCUCAUAGUUCCCAUCACCAAUCUCUUUCCACUUAUGACUGUAUGAUUGUAACUUGUUGCUGGCAAUCCUUAUGAUUUAUAUUGAUAUACUGACCAUCAAUUGUGUUGUAAAUGUUGUACCUUGACGAACAUAUCUUUUCUUUUAUGUACACUGAGAGCUUAUGCACCAAGACAAAUUCCUUGUGUGUCCAAUCACACUUGGCCAAUAAAAUUCUAUUCUAUUCUA